AUGUACGCCUGUGCGAAGUUCAUCACUACUCAUGCACUGGUCCGUUCUGGAUCCACUGCCUUAUACAGACCCCUCUCUGCGUCUGUGCUUUCCCAACCGGAUGUCAGAACAGGAGAGGUGAGUGUCUACUUUACUGCCCUUGUGCCACAGAGCACCUUUUUCCAGGUAGCACUGAGGGGUUUCCAGACUAGCGCCGUGAGCAGAGACAUUGACACAGCAGCCAAGUCCAUUGGUGCGAGAGCUGCCACAGUUGGAGUGGCCGGUUCUGGUGCUGGAAUCGGGACUGUGUUCGGCAGCCUUAUCAUCGGAUAUGCAAGGAACCCCUCCCUAAAACAGCAGCUUUUCUCUUAAGCUAUCCUGGGAUUUGCCCUCUGAAGCCAUGGGUCUGUUCUGCUUGAUGGUUGCUUUCCUGAUCCUGUUUGCAAUGUAAAUAUGUCUUCUGCAGAUGGUGAUCAUGAUUUUGAAACUACAGCUGUGACUACCUAUUUUACUCGAGCAACCAAAAUUGUUCC
Oncorhynchus masou masou (cherry salmon) is the source of this 512-nucleotide messenger RNA. Its product is annotated as ATP synthase F(0) complex subunit C3, mitochondrial-like. The record is from RefSeq and is a predicted model, not a curated record. Gene Ontology annotation, biological process: proton motive force-driven ATP synthesis. The transcript is spliced from 4 exons. Lineage: Eukaryota; Metazoa; Chordata; Actinopteri; Salmoniformes; Salmonidae. Gene Ontology annotation, molecular function: proton transmembrane transporter activity. The coding region runs from base 1 to 351 and encodes 116 amino acids.